CUCAACUUAAAAAGACCAACAAAAAAACAAAUUGGGAUCGAAAGGGGAAAUUAGGGUUUGACAAUCGACAUGGAUACAAAAUCAAGCGAGGAAUCGUCGAUCGAGAAGGAGCCAAUGGAAACUUCCACCGGCGUUGACCAGGAGGAUUCCGGCGAAGAGGAAGUCGACGGAGAUGAAGAGGAGGAGGAAGGUAGUGAUUUCUAUUGGGAGAAGGAUAGUUUCGAUGGGCGGGAAUAUCAUCCCUCUGACGACAGCGAGUACUCAGACGAGGAUCUACAGGAAAGAGCACGUUAUUACAAUCGCACGGUCAUCGAAACCAAGGGUUUCUUUGAGUCAUCUGAUAAACUCCCCUUGUACACUUGGUCUGGAAUUGCUGUAGCCUCGCAUCGGGAUCUUGAAACGAAAAUGUAUGGAGGUAUCACGGGUCGGGAGUUCGUCGGGAACAUGGCAUGUGAAUGUGUUGAAAAACACAACCGAAGAAACAAUAAGAAUGUGAAAUUAGAGCAUGUAUUGAGGGCUAAUUUCGACCCAGGAGCCAAGACUAAGUACUACAUCACCUUUGCUGCAAGAGAAUCUGACUCUCCUGAUGCGCCUCUCGUGGAAUAUCAAGCUAAGGUGGUUUGGUCUGCAGGCAUUACUUAUCCCAUCUUUUGCAGACCCGCUCCACCACCACCUAUACAGGGUUAAAACUGAAGCUAUGGAAGAGAGCAGUUGAAUGAGGUAACCAAGUUGAUGGAAGGGAAGGAAGCAGUGAAAAGAGAUUCAACAAUGCUUCUUGUUUAUGUUCUACAUUUAAACUAUUUGCAUACUUCGUGGGUUUAAAACUAUGUUUUAGUUUGUAUGUCAAGCUCUACAUUUAAAUUAUUUGCAUAUUUCCUGGAUUUAAAACUAUGUUUUAGUUAUAUGUCAAGGAUAUCCUAUGAAAAUGUUUAGUGUUGGCUGGACUAA
This is a messenger RNA of Brassica oleracea var. oleracea, 948 nucleotides long. RefSeq lists its product as uncharacterized. The record is from RefSeq and is a predicted model, not a curated record. NCBI's taxonomy places the organism in Eukaryota, Viridiplantae, Streptophyta, Magnoliopsida, Brassicales, Brassicaceae. The transcript has 3 exons. The coding region runs from base 70 to 687 and encodes 205 amino acids.